This is a messenger RNA of Folsomia candida, 1218 nucleotides long. RefSeq names its product acyl-lipid (8-3)-desaturase-like. Gene Ontology annotation, biological process: lipid metabolic process. Gene Ontology annotation, cellular component: membrane. NCBI's taxonomy places the organism in Eukaryota, Metazoa, Arthropoda, Collembola, Entomobryomorpha, Isotomidae. The coding region runs from base 1 to 1218 and encodes 405 amino acids. The record is from RefSeq and is a predicted model, not a curated record. The transcript has 5 exons. Gene Ontology annotation, molecular function: oxidoreductase activity, acting on paired donors, with oxidation of a pair of donors resulting in the reduction of molecular oxygen to two molecules of water.
AUGCACCCCAAAACUACCACAAAUCCAUUGGAAAUCUUUUACGACGGGUAUUACUAUGACAUAACCGAAUUUUCUGCUAAACACCCGGGCGGCGACAUUAUUUUGUACUACACCGAAAAAGGGGAGGAUGCCACCCAAGCCAUUCAGCAAUUUCAUAACCGAUUCUUCCCAAAAGUGAAGUUAAUGCUGGCCAAUUUGAAAAGGCGACCGGCCACAGAAAAUGAUAAUCUGCUCACACCUGAAGAAGCGCAGCGCCAUCGCGACAUUACCCACGAUUUUGCGGAAUUAUUCGCCUGGAUGAAAAGUCAAGGAAUGUUUGAGCCGUCACCGUGGCGAAUAAUUUGGCGAAUUGUGGAAUGUUCCCUGAUGUGGACGAUUGGCCUUUACUUUUGUGGCAGUAGAACCUUUAUUCUUCAAUUCUUUGGGGCCGUGCUGUUUGGCCUAGGCGGUGCUCGGGCCGGUUGGGUAAUGCAUGAAGCUGGACACCACUCACUAACCGGAAACCAUAACGCUGACAGAUGCAUCCAGUCAAUUAUUGUGGGCAUUCUAGGCGGGGUUGGAGGCGGGUGGUGGAGAAGACACCACAAUAAGCAUCACGCUAUGCCUCAGAGAAUAGACUAUGAUCUGGACCUCAAUACGAUGCCAGUUCUUGCAAAUUCUAUCGAAGUUGUCAAACAUCCGCGGCAGGGCAGUUCCUUUUUUAUUCAAAAUCAGAAAUGGUUGUUCCUCGCCUUAGACUGUUUCCUCGCCACGAUGGCUUGGCGGCUGUACAGCAGUCCACGAAGCGCUCUCAAAUACCACAACUACUUCGACCUGCUCAUGAUGUCGAUUCAUUGGUGGAUUUUGUUAACCUUUGCGCCUCCAUGGACAAUAAUCUUUGGGGUUUGGGUCGCAGGAACGUAUCUCUUCGGAAACUUUGCCCUUUCCCACAGCCGUCUUCCCGUCGCUAGGAAACAGACGCACUGGGUCGAGUAUGCUUUUCGACACACGGCAAAUAUCAAGUCUUCCUUGUGGAUGGACUGGUGGACGGGGUACUUGAACUUUGAAAUAGUGCAUCAUCUCUUCCCCACCCUUCCUCCCUUCAGAUCGUAUUUAGUGAGGGAUAAAGUUAUCGCUUUAGCGGCGAAGUAUGACCUUCCCUACAACGAAUUUUCCUAUAUGGACGCGUGGGCACAAAAUUUCAGAAAUCUGGACAAAGUUGCGGAACAUUUUAAAUAA